AUGCCAUUCGCUUUACCUCAUGAUUUCGAAGAAACAACCUUUUCAAAACCAACCUAUUGUGACAAUUGCAAUAAACUGCUUUGGGGGUUGAUUAAGCAAGGUGUUUGUUGUCGAGGUAAUUAUCAAUUCAAAAGAAAACAAAGCGAUCAGAUUUUUUUCAACGAAAAAUCAAUUUACCUUGAAACUGGUUGUCAAGAACUAUCAAGCAAGUAUUGUAGAAAAUCCGAAACGCCGUUUCAUAGUAAUUCCGAUUCUCUUGCUGCGAGCCGUACGAUACCCAGUAAAAAAGUAAAAAGAGUUUCCGAGUCCAUAAAAUCCGAACCAAUUAUUCAUCAAAAUGAACCUAUACCAAUUCAACGAACAAGAUCCAAUAAUUUAGCAUCCGAAUCACUCCCAGAAAUCAACGUUGCUUUUGAUAAGAAUCAAAAGGAAGAAAAUUCUUCUCAAGAACAGGAACAUAAUUUAUCCGGAAAGAUAUUAAGACGUUCCAAUUCCGCGGAUUCAAUCGCAAAUUUCUCUUCCAAUUCCCCUAGUAAAUCAAAAGUUCAUAAACCUUUACAGUCUUAUGCGACACUUGCAAAUCUUAAUUCAUCAUCCAAAUCAACACAAUUCGCUGCUCCAAGGGCCGCAAAACCCAUAUCACCAACUAAAUCGUCAUUUGAUACAAAAGUAAUUCAGGAUUUAAUUGUGUCUUCCAUGAUUAAUAUUUCUAAUUCUUCUAAAUCACAACCUGAUUCAGCUCAUCCACCAUUGAAUUUGAAUACGACAACGAAUAAUUUUCGAAAAUUUGUACAGAAAUGUGGUUUUAUUUUUGAACUUCAAAAUGCUGUUGAAGACUUAAUUAUAUAUCCUGAUGGACCAAAUAUGGACGAGAUUGGAAAAGAUGGUGGAAAUAAGGGAUUCUGUAAUUCAAAGCACACCGAUCCCUACCUUCCUCCAGAAAAUUCCGUAGAUUAUUUGAAGAAUAUGCAAAAUAUACAAAACCUUAUGGGAAUGAUUUCGGAUGGGUAUGACGCGUUUGUUCCUUUACUUAAACAUGUGGAUUGGAGUAAUGGAUAUGAGACGUUGAAAAUCACACAGUUUGUUAUUGUAGUUUUAACAUUUCUCAGUCUGUCGGUAUGGAUUGUUCCAUGGCGAUAUAUUUUUAUCGUUGUGGGAUUAAGCACUUUUAUCGCCAAUACACAAUUUGUGAAAGCAUUAAUUAGAGAGUUAAGUCCGAUUUUAAUACAACGUGAAAAGGUUCUUGCUGAACGGUGGACAAAAUUUUUAAACUCUUCGGAAAAUGAAGUUAAUCAGGAAGACUCGAAUGGCGUUGGGUUUAAAAAAGAACAAUGA
Messenger RNA from Funneliformis mosseae, 1335 nucleotides. The record is from the annotation of a GenBank genome assembly. NCBI's taxonomy places the organism in Eukaryota, Fungi, Glomeromycota, Glomeromycetes, Glomerales, Glomeraceae.